AUGGGGGCCAAUAAAUCUUCUCCACAAACUGUACCCAUCGAUCUGGCCCAACUAUAUGUUUCUCCAUCGGUUGUAAGUCGCAUAGAAAACGUUCGGAGACGAGAGGCAGAAACUUCAAUCGUAAAAACGUUCGAAAACGAUUCGACUGAUCAUGUGGAAAAUCCUCAGCAACAAUCGCCGAGCGAGAAACAGCAACAACAGCAACACGAUCUAUUAGGUAACGGGUGCAGUAAAUUGGAAGAUCAUCAAUUUGCGCAGUCAGUGGAGAUAUUGAGUGACUCUUUAAGCGAAGCUCUGCAACGUACUGAAAAUACUAAUAUCGAAAUUCAAAAAUUACGGAAUCAGUUAAUAGCAUGUCAUCGAGAUCAUCUUGGUGAGCCAUUAUGUUGUGCAGAGUUGGUUGAAAGAUUUCAAGAUUUAGUAUUUCGUGAACAAUAUUUAAAUAAACUGGAAGUUAACCUUAAAAUUGACGAAAGUAGCGAAUAG
Molecule: messenger RNA, 486 nt
Organism: Glossina fuscipes
Lineage: Eukaryota; Metazoa; Arthropoda; Insecta; Diptera; Glossinidae
Exons: 2
Coding region: 1-486 (161 amino acids)
Source: RefSeq, a predicted model, not a curated record